Molecule: messenger RNA, 570 nt
Organism: Lottia gigantea (owl limpet)
Lineage: Eukaryota; Metazoa; Mollusca; Gastropoda; Lottiidae
Exons: 5
Coding region: 1-570 (189 amino acids)
Cellular component (GO): membrane
Molecular function (GO): hexosyltransferase activity
Source: RefSeq, a predicted model, not a curated record
AUGACUGAAAGGGGAGAUUAUGGAGAUAUAUUGUUAGUUAAUACCAUAGAUAUUUAUAGACAUUUACCACUAAAACUUCUACAAUGUCACCAAUGGUAUGAAAAGAAUUAUGAUGUAGACUCUAUUAUGAAAACUGAUGAUGAUUGCUAUGUUGACAUAGAACAAAUCUUUGAAAAAUUGCAGGAAUUCAAAAACCAAAAUAAGACAUGGUGGGGCAAUUUUCGAAGUGAAUGGAUGGUUGAAAGACAUGGUAAAUGGAAAGAAAGAGAUUAUACAGCUUCAGUUUAUCCUAAAUUUGCCUGUGGAUCUGGUAAUGUCAUAUCAUCAGAUAUUCAUAAAUGGUUGGUGAAAAACAACAAUGAUUUAAACCUUUUUCAGGGUGAAGAUGUUUCUAUGGGAAUAUGGUUGUCAAGUUUAGUAGUCAAAUAUGUACAGAAUGAUUCUCUGAUGUGCAAUAAGACUUGUAUGAUAGAAUCACCACCACUAGUUGUACCUGAGAUAGAUAUUAUGGAAUUAAAAGCAUUCUGGAAAAAUAAAUUAAAGUGUAAUAAUCCAUGUCUAUGCAAAUGA